GUCGCCCCGCUCGGCGCCUCAGGCCGGCAGUUGGGCGGCGUCGCGACUGAGCUCUCAGGGCCGCUGCCCCGAGGGCGCGGGACCCAUGUGGGGCUUCAGGCUCCUGCGCGCCCCGCCGCCGCUGCUCCGGUCGCCGCCGCUGGCAGUCGGAGAAGCGCCGGGCCUGCGGCAGGCAGGAGCCAUGGAGUCUGGCGGCGUCGGGGCGCGCAGCUCGCGGCCGGCCGAGGGGCUCCGCAUGCAGCUGUGCGCGGUGCCCGGCGCCGACCCGCAGCGCAGCAACGAGCUGCUCCUGCUGGCGACCGCGGCGCGGGGCGGCCCCGGGGACCCGGCGGUCGAGCAGCACCACGUGCUGUACUUCCCCGGAGACGUGCAGAAUUACCAUGAGAUCAUGACUCAUCAUCCUGAGAAUUACCAGUGGGAAAACUGGAGUCUGGAAAACGUUGCCACCAUCCUAGCCCAGCGAUUUCCCGACAGUUACAUCUGGGUAAUAAAGUGCUCUCGGAUGCACUUGCACAAGUUCAGCUGCUAUGACAACUUUGUGAAAAGCAACAUGUUUGGUGCUCCAGAACACAAUACUGACUUUGGAGCUUUCAAGCACCUUUAUACGUUAUUAGUUAAUGCUUUUAACUUAAGUCAGAAUGGUGUGCUGUCAAAGAAUGGAAAUGUUUGGAAUAAGGACUCCAAAGCAUCUACUUGUAAGUCUAAUUCUCCUUCUGCUAGUAAUGGCUGCCAGGGAGAAAAAGAAAGGACCUGUGAAAAGCUCGAUGAGUCCACCAGGAGUUUUCAUCCACCGUCACUCAGUGGCGCAUCUUUUACUUUGAUUGGAUUCAGUAAAGGAUGUGUUGUUUUGAAUCAGUUGCUUUUUGAAUUGAAAGAAGCCAAGAAAGACAAGAACAUAGAUGCUUUCAUCAAAAGCAUAAGAAGAAUGUAUUGGCUGGAUGGUGGUCAUUCCGGAGGAAGCAAUACAUGGGUUACGUACCCAGAAGUCUUGAAAGAAUUUGCACAAACGGGGAUUAUUGUUCACACUCACGUAACACCUUACCAAGUACGCGACCCAAUGAGAUCUUGGAUCGGCAAGGAGCACAAGAAAUUUGUCCAGCUCCUUGGAGAUUUUGGUGUGCAGGUGACAAGCCAGGUUCAUUUUGCAAAGGAAGCCCCUUCCAUAGAAAAUCACUUCAGGGUUCAUGAAGUAUUUUGAGACAAGAAUAUUAACGUACUUGUUUGGAGGAGGAGAAGCACGUUGAGUGCUACCAGUUCGGAUAAUGGGGUAUACAAUGGAAUGCCUAGUUGCAUUGUCAGACUGGGGCUGGGGAAAGCACACAUUCCUGAAAUGAGUGUAAUAUGCAGUAGUGUCCUUGCUUGUGAGUUUGAGCGUGAGCAGUUUGCAGUUUGGAUUGGGCUAGAAUUAACAGUUAAUUUGAAAUCUAAAAAUGGUUUGUGAUCAUUUUCUGAGGAGGUACAAGACUCUUAAAAGUGAAAGUUAACAAUACAGUCCUUUUUAAAGGUAACUAAAACUGUUGGAAAUAGUUGAUUUUCUGAGACAUGUUUAAACUAACUGGGGUAAAUUAUAAAAAUAAUUAGCUAUUUUGGCACCCCAGAAGAAUGAAAGCACUUCAUUUCUCCCAAAGUAUAGAUACCUAGAUGUUUUCCAGCAUUUUUGAGUAAUUGUCCUGUCUUUUGUGUUUGGUAAAUGCAUGGAUGUGUGUGUGUGUGUGCACGUGCGUGUGUGUGUGUGUGCCAGCACACACGUGUGGGUGUGAGCACAUGUGCUAGGGACUGAACCCAGAGCCUCACUCACGCCAGGCAGGCAGAACUACCCCUGAGGUGUACCCCAGCCCUGGCUUCACUCUUUGAGUGCCACCAAGCUGGGUUUUUUUUUUUUUUUUUUUUUUUUUUUCUUAGCCAAAACAUGUUUUAUUUCCAAAUACCCAAGAACAUGUAAUAGUAUAAAAUUGGUUUUUAAAACAUUUUAAAUUUAAUUAUCAUGGGUUAAUUUUUGUUUUUGUUUAUCUAAUUGUUUCUGAAAAUUGGUUAAGUAAAAAUAAAUAUAUUGGACAGAGCAGAUUUCAAGCUUUCAUUAUAUCACUUUUAAAAGAGAGCAACUCAGGUAAAACAAAUAUGUAAUGCUUUGCUAGUGCUCUGCUGCAAAGGAGACAGAUUCCAUGAAUCUAAAUCAGUUUUCCCAGAAGCAUGGUUUUGUCUGCCAAAAGAAAAGAGCUGCAUUUGGCCAAAAUGCAAAAUUAACACUGGUAUAAGAAAAGUUACAAGGGAAAGUUUGAAGACACAAAUGAUUUAAUUUUGGCUCAAAAAUCAGAUUUGCUUAACACUGCUACAUGAUUUGGUGAAGUUUCCUUCUGCUUGGUUUUCUUGACCUAGAAAAAUACAUCUCCAGAAACCAGUUUCAGCCAAUCCUAAAACAUAGCUGUGUGAUUAUCAAAGGGCAUCUCUUUUAUACUUCAGUAAUAUGUAGCUUUUGCUAGUCAUAAACAGGGAAAUAACAUGCUGUUUUAGGACUGAAAAAAUGACACUGAAGAUACAUUUGUCUUAAUAACCCAGAGGACCUAGAUUUAUUAACAUAAAAAUGUUAAUUUCUCGGUUCUUUCAUCUUAAUGACUAUAAAUGCAUUCCAAAUGUAGUAUUGAGAAACACAAGAAGGGAUUCUUAACCAGCUGUUUAAAAAUUAGCACUCAAUCCUAUAAAUGACAGAAAAGUAGUUUUAUAUUGCUCUGUUUUCUUGAAAUUCCUGCUCUUUUGAGACCAAAGAUUCCCAUCACAUAACAAAGUCUGCAUGAUUCUAACAUGCUGUAGGUAACGCUGCUUUAACGUACCGAUUGGAAGAUUUUCUUCAGUUUGUUUAAUGCUUGUUAAAAUUGACCUGCAUUGAGCUGAGGAUGAAGCUUAAUGGCAGAGUGCCUGCCAGAGUCCAAGAAGCCCUGGGUUACGUCCCCAGCACUGCUGUCCCCUAGGAAGAAACUGACAUGUGACUAGGGAAAGGCUUAUUCUCACAGGGUAAACUGAAGUGAAGAGUUAGAACUUUCAACAGAAGAAUCCAUUGUUUUAAAUCUCAGAUAUUUAAAAAUCUGAGUUCUUCAGCCAUUCAGUCAACUGAAUGCUUCGUUGUUACUGUUGUAUCUUGAAUGGAUAGUCAUAAUCAUGGGUACCUACGACUGCCAUCACAUCGAAGUGAGACAGUUUAAAAGGAAGAAUAUUCUCUUUUCUGAAAAUUUAUGCAAGUUGAUCCAUGUUUGAUGGUUUCUGUUUGCUCGGACAAGUCCUUUACACGUCUGUUCUACACCGUGAUUGUGAACGUUGUCCUCUUGAAUUGUGCCUUCGUAAUGAGUCAGUUGAGAAAAGUCAUAAGGAUAAUGUGAAAGUUGUUACCGCCACAGCAUGAAUGUAUAAUUGUAUUAAAGUUAAUCUAUAGGAGUGUUUGGAUAUACUUUCUAUUAAGAUUUCAGAUCAGUCAUUGAAAAAGUACUUUGACCUUAUUGGUUUUCCUGUUGUAUUUUCAUUAACUUUGUCCAACUUUGAACAUCUCCCCUGUAAAGACACAUCUCUUCUUUCUGUUUAGAGUUUUGCAGUGUAGUGGAGGCUGGCCUUGAAUUCACAGUAAGCCUCCUGCCUUAGCUUUCCAAAUGUUGGAAAUAUAGAUGUAUACAAGCA
This is a messenger RNA of Cavia porcellus (domestic guinea pig), 3663 nucleotides long. RefSeq names its product chromosome unknown C2orf69 homolog (gene CUNH2orf69). Lineage: Eukaryota; Metazoa; Chordata; Mammalia; Rodentia; Caviidae. The record is from RefSeq and is a predicted model, not a curated record. The transcript has 2 exons. The coding region runs from base 86 to 1198 and encodes 370 amino acids. Gene Ontology annotation, cellular component: mitochondrion.